This is a messenger RNA of Brassica rapa (field mustard), 4526 nucleotides long. RefSeq names its product B3 domain-containing protein At2g24670-like. Gene Ontology annotation, molecular function: DNA binding. NCBI's taxonomy places the organism in Eukaryota, Viridiplantae, Streptophyta, Magnoliopsida, Brassicales, Brassicaceae. The record is from RefSeq and is a predicted model, not a curated record.
GAAAUUUUUUUUCAAAUAGCUUCUUUUAAAUUUUCGUCACGAAAUAGACCUCAAAAAAGAAAAUGACUAAAUAACAUUUUUUUAUUUUGAAAAUUUUCAUAUUUAUUUUUUAUUUUUAUAAAUUUGAAACUCUAUCCCCAAAACUCCACCCUUUAACUUUAAACUCUAAGUAUAAAUUAGUUAACAUCUUAUAUUUUUACCCUUUAAUAAAACUUAUUUUGGUCAUUUUCUUCAUUGAUGUCUAUUUUUGUGAUAAAAAUUUAAAAAGAACUAUCUUAGAGAAUUUCUCUAUAAAUUAAGAACAUGUCAUUUUAUUUACGUUUGGAAAAUUUCAAUUAUGUUUAAAUAAUAAGUAUGCAUUUACAUUUUUAAUUAUAAUUUUUUAUGAUAAGUAGUGUUAACAAUCGUUUUAAGCUUCUUAAAAUGAAAGUACCAACAUUUAAGCUUUUCGCACAAUCAAAAAGAGAAAUCAGACAAUCGUGUAGCUCACAUGAGCCAUCUUGCACAAACAAGUAAGAACGACAAAAGAGAAUUAUUUGGAUGUCAGCUAGGUUUGCGAUGGUAUUUAUCAAUGUCACGUAUACCUUUUGUAUUUGUUAGGUCUGCACUAUCAAUACAGGGACCCUGGCACCAACUGCCCACAAUUAGGCCUACCCAUAAUUUCUGUCAUCCAAAUUCUUAUGCAAUGAAUGGAUUUAACGAGUUGCACGUCGCCACUUACAAAAUUCAUGGAUCUGAACAAUUUAUUAAAAAAACAAAUCUAGUUUUAGCUUUUAAGGGCUUCCAAAAUACCAAAAAGAAGAUGAAGAAUAAUAAUAAUAAAAGAGCACACGAUUAUCGUUUACGAACUUCAUUAUGGAUUUGAAACUAAUGUUGAUGUAUGUAUGAAACUUUAUCCAAAAAGAAGAAUACUGAUAGAACAUGCAUUCUUUCGAAAUGAAUAACUCUAGUUGCCCUUUGGCCCUGUUUGUUUGUAUUGAGAGACGAGGUCACAUGACAUACCAGUUUAUAUUGUUCUCAUCUUCCCCGCAGACGCAAGUAGUUGCUUACUUGCUUAUGUAAGCAAGUGAACUGAAAAUGACUCAAGCUCCGUUUAAACCUUCCAAAACUACGGGGCCGAUUGAAAGCCUAGCAUACGUACUUGAUCUCUCUCCUCAGCCAUAGAGCCGAACAGCCUCCCACUGGCCCAUCUCUUCGACCAUAAAGCCGAGCUAGUCUCAAGAAUCUUCUCCUCGGCCAUAGGGCUGAGCUGCCUCUCAACUGCCCAUUCUCUUUUUGGCGAUAAAUGCAAGCAUUCCUCAACAAUCUCUUUGGCCAUAAGGCCGAGCAGGCCUCUUCGACAAUCCUGCUCGGUCAUAAGGCCAAAAAAGUAUUUCUGGUCACUCUUUUCUACUAUAAUGCCGGCAAGCUUUGGUCGUUAGGAUGAAAAAUGAUACGUUCUAAAUUAGAGGAUCACUUUAUCUGGGUGUUGGAUAUGAUCUGAGAAGGCAAAUAACUCUUCUGGAACUGAGAUGGAUUGAAAGGAUCGUCAAGAGAUGCGGAAUGGCUCUUGAUAUACCAACGAUCUAAGGCUAACCACCUAAGAAAGAAUGUAGUGUGUUGGCUAACCACCAAACAACACACAAAGAUGAAAUGGCUGACCACCAAAUCAACAAGCUGGUUCGCACCAAUGAACUAGCUAAAGAACACUCUCUCACUCAAAGAAGAAACGAAAAUAAACUCAAAAACAUAGACUGGUUUUAUCCAUAGAUGUGGUCAAAGAAAGACAUAAUUAUUUGUGGGAAUCACACAUCUAAGAAAUGAGAAAAUUGACUAGAAAAUAAUAAAUGAGUUAAAGUUGCUGAGUUUGAGGUGGACUGGUCUGGUCAAGGAGACCUUUCGACUACUGUCCAGGUUCAUUCUGGUCGUUCUGGUCCAUGGUGGUAAAAAUCAAGACGUGGACUGGAUAAUCCGUACGGCCCAAAUUCGCGAGAACUGAAGAUCACUUGAUUUGCAAAGUGCAUAACUCCCACAUCUGAACUCCGUUUGAUCUGAUUCUUUUUCGAGGAGCUCCGUAAUUGAGUUGAGAACAUUUUUCAAGUGAUUUCAUACGUAAAAGCCUCGUGGUUUGGAAUAUAUGAGUCAAACAAUGAACAUAUAUCAUUAGUGCUUUCCAUGAUCAACACAUGCAUGUCUGUUUUGCCCGGUGUGCUACUCAAAAGCGCAUCAAAAAACCUCAUCAAACUACUUUUCUCGGCAGAGCCAUGUUCACCUUAUCAUUUUUGAGGCAUUGGCCUCAGGGGCCCAUCUGCCCUCUCACAUCAGUAUAUUCUGGAGGUCCAAUAUUCAUAAAUAAUCAUAUAAUCAAAAUGACAAUAUGAUAAUUGAAAAACCAUACUAUCUUCUAAUACUUUUUAAUAAUACAAUUAUUUAUGUUUAGUUCUUGUGGAGAUUAAUUUAUUUUUCUUUUAUUUUAAAUGUCAAAAACAAUUUUCUGUAUAGAAUUUAAGUUUAUAUAUAAAAUUUUCAUAACCAAAAUAUAAUGUUUGCCAUUAACUUUUUCUUAAAAAUAAUGUCAAAAAUUUAGGAUAGGAAAACAAUUUAUUUUCUGGUUCAUGUUAAAAAUAGUAAUACUGUUGAUACAAAAUAAAUUAUUUGUAUGCCGACCAGACUUGGAUAUAAGGCCGAGGAACCCAUCUCCUUCGAAGAUAAAUAUGGAUUUAAAAAGAAAAAGGAAAUAGAGACAGCUUCUAACAUAUUUCAGAUUGUCUUCACUAAUCAAAAAAAAUUAAAGAAAACGAAAUUAUAUUUUCUUUUUGUUAGCGAUAAAUAAAACUAACCAAAAGUACGAAGAUAAAUACAGAUCUAAGAAGAAAAAGGAAAGAGAGAGAACUUUUAACAUAUAUCCGAUUGUCUUCACUAAUAAAAAAAUAUAAAGACAAUUGGAAAAUUUCCUUUUUAGGUGUCCGUGUGAGAAAAGGUGAAAUGAAACGCUAUAUAAAUUGUCCCUACUACUAAACCCUUUCAAAGCCUCGCUCUCCUCAUUACUAUCUUCUUAUUGCUGUUUAUAUAUCUCUCCAGCGAGAUUUUGAUUCAUCGCCAAGAAAAAGAAAAGAAAACAGAACUCUAUUUUCGAGGAAGAUGGCGACCAAUGAUGGUGAUCAUAACAAACGCAGCGAGGGAGAGAGGAGAUGCUUAGAUCUUUUUGCGACGCUGCUUCACGCUUUUGGUGACGAUGAAACAAGAGCGAAACGUGGAAAAGACGUGCAAGCGAGAAACAUGCUCAUGAUCGAGACUAUCAUUAGUGCAGCCACCAACACUUUCUUGCUAAGCAAGCGAAAGAUUGAUGAUGAGUCCAAGAAUCAAGAAAACACUGCUUCUUCGUCUUCUUCUUCUUCUUCUUCGAGGAGUUUGUUAACCGUCGUUGAGUCCAAGAGGCGUCGUGUGGUGGAGUCCAAUGACGAACCCAUCAGAGCAAAACCUAUAAGAGAAAUCAAACCUCCGGUUAAGGAAAGAAAGCAACCGGUUAAGCAAAAGGAACCGGUCAGAAGAGAGCCAGGGGUGACGCCUGGAUGGUUGGUUGAACUGAUGAGGAGAAAGAACGGCGUGGAUGCGAAGCUGGUGAUAGAGAAGGUGAUUACAAAGACCGAUCUCAAGCCAGACCAAGGACGUCUCUUGAUUCCCUUUAAGCAGAUAAUAGAAGACUUCUUGAACGAGAGAGAGUUGAGCAUCGUGGAGGAGCAUCACAGAGCAGAUCGUGAUGAAGGACUGAAAGGAGUUGAUGUGAUCUUGUUGAACCUGAGGAUAUGGGAGAUGAGGAGCAGUUUCAACUACGCCUUGUGUUCUGGUUGGAACCAGUUCGUCCGCGACAACGACCUAGAGGUUAACCAGACUCGUCGCCUCUGGUCCUUCCACUCUCGAGAUGGGAAGCUCUUUCUUGCUUUCGAUCCUCUCACUCCAGCUCAGCCUCAAGAUCAAGAUGACGGUAUGGCUCUAGCUCUGGUUCCAUUUAACCCUGAAGCUUCAUCUUCAUCCAUGGCUUUGGUUGUAACUUCUGAGGAGGAUCCGUUUGUGUGUGAAGAGGCAAGCAGGAGACUUUUACCUAAAAUUCCAAGGAGUAGCAGAACUACUCGUGUUUGUGUUUCGCCUCCAACAAGUAACUCCAGUGAUCUCUACCUCGACGAGGGUUUGGAUUUAAACAGAACACCACCUGAAGAGUGCACUGAGAUGGAUCCUCUCGAGGCUGUAGAAGAGACGCAUAUUAGGUGGACAUCACAGGAAGCCAUCACAGAAACCUCAGUAGUAUCCUUCACAGAGACUACCACGGUGGACCUCGAGCUCCGGUUGUGAUUAGAGAUUCAGGGGGAAACAGCUCUGCUCUCUGUGACUUGGUCUUUGUUUAUUCUGAACCCUAGCUCUCUCUAUUGCCGUGUCAUGCAAGUAUAUUCUUUUAGGCAUUCAAAUGAUUUUUUUUUGUUUUUCUUUUUUUCCUUAUUGUUGAGUGUUGUAGCUACCUUGAUCGUAUGAAUGGAUGAUAACAAUGUUUA